Molecule: messenger RNA, 336 nt
Organism: Gongylonema pulchrum
Lineage: Eukaryota; Metazoa; Nematoda; Chromadorea; Rhabditida; Gongylonematidae
Source: the annotation of a GenBank genome assembly
AUGCCAAGAAUCGAAUAUGAGCCGAAGCUGGACUUCAAGGACGUCCUUUUGCGGCCCAAGCGGUCCACUUUGAAGAGUCGAGCCGAUGUUGACCUUGUCAGAGAAUUUGUGUUUCGGAAUUCGAAGAAGCAAUAUGUUGGCAUUCCAGUGGUUGCAUCAAAUAUGGAUACCGUUGGAACGUUUGAAAUGGCCGAAGCACUAGCCAAACACAGGCUUUUCACAACGAUUCACAAGCAUUACACCAUUGAACAGUGGCAAGAAUUUGUUACCAAGAUAGAAUUGAAUCCUAGCAUCUUGAAACGGCUGCACAUGGCGAGUGAUCAACGACCAUCAUGA